CCAUUUCAGCAAACCAAUCUCGACCCAGAGAGAGUUGCGGAACCGCAGGAACUCCGACGUUGAGAGGUGGGUAAUCUUGCUCGCAAGCGCUGAGAUCUCUAGGAGAGUGUGAGCGGGGAGGAGACCACCGUUGGCAUUUGGAACCAGUGAAGUUGCCGCCCCCGACAGGGGAACACGCUCCCAAUGGUGUACGAGAUCCCCUUUGAUCUGAUCCACGGGCUUCAGUCCGGCCUCCGAGCGGCGGCCGGCGUCCCGUCGUACGACCCCGCCAACCCGGCGCUGCCGCCGCUCCCCUCGAUCGAAGACGCGGCAGCGGAGCUCGAUUCGACCCUCCCCCCCAACCACCGCUGCAAGCAAUGCCGCGGCGGCCUCCUCCGUGGUCCCCAGUCCACGCUCUGCAUCUACUGCGGGGCCGACCGGAGGAGGGAAGGCUUCUCCUACGAGAUUUCCUUCAAUUCUACCGUCGGCUGCCGGAAGCUCCUCGAAUCCCUCGGACUCGAUGGAUCUGAGCCCGUUACUUUGGUCACUGAAUCGAGUGAUCCUAAGGGCAAGGAUACACCAAGGGGUGGUUUGGUUCUAUCUGAUCUUUUGGAUUUGGAGCUGAAGUGGCCUUUAGAUAAGGAGGAAGUUGAUAAUAGCACUACAAGCAACAAGUCCACUGCCAAUGCUUUUGCUUUGAAGUUGUCAAGGGUUGAUCUUGAUAACUUUUUUUCUGAACCUAAGAUAGAGGUAACUUCUGCUGCUCCUAGCACACCUGAUGAACAGAUGAUGCCAGAAAAGCAACGCAUAAAAACAGAAAUUCAUGACUUUUCUGGUUCAGAUAGUAUGUUUGAGAACCUUCGGUCUUCAGACACUAAAGCAAGUUCUUUUAACAAUAACAGUGGUGAAUUUGGAGAUUCUUUCACAGUUUGGGAGGCCGGGUUUCAAAAUGCUCGUUCAAAUACUUCUGCUGCUGACUCUAAAUCAGUGGACCUGUUUCAGGGUUUAUCAAAUACUGAAUUUGUUACUGCACCAAGGCUUGAGGUCACUAUCAACCAGCAGACUGAUGUACAGCAUAAGAUAUGCAGCAAAGAUGACACUGGAAAAUCUACACAUGAUGCAGGUCAACCUUCCUCAACUAAUACUUGGAUUCCAGAUGAUUUUUGGCCUAUGAAAACUGGGGAAGUAAGUAAAUCUGAUCAGUUCAAGAGCACUGAUGAGACUAAUAUUGAUGGACUGAACAAUAAAUCAAAUUAUAUUCUAGACCAUCAGGUUCAAGAUGAUCUAUGGCCUCCAAGCAGCAUGAAGGAAUCUGAAAAUACUAAAAGUGUGAAUGAUGAUUCAAUUGAUGAUUGGCAAGAUUUUACUGGCUGGGGUAAGGGACAGGAAAGUUCAUCAAAUAUGGAGGUGCAAACUGAGCCCAGAUUGUUUGACCUACCAUCAGAAACAAAGUCAGUGGAUCUACUGUCUCCAAGCAGCACAAAGGAUUCUGACAAUACUAAAAACUUAGACGGUAAGAAUGAUCUCUUUGAUGAUUGGCAGGGUUUUACUAGCUUGGGUGAAGCACAGGCAUGUUUAUCAACUUCAGGUUCACAAGCUGGGGUCACAUUGAUUGGGCAUCCUUCAGAAACAAAGUCUGCAGAUUUAUGGUUUACAAACAGUACGAGGGAGUCUGACAAUACUGAAAACCUGGAUGGUAAUGAUGACUGGCAAGACUUUACUACCAUGGGUGAAGCAGUGGAAAGUUUAUCGAAGUUAGAAGCACAAACUGGGGCCACGUUGUUUGAGCAUUCUUCAGAAACAAAUUCAUGGGAUCUCCGGCCUACAAGCAGUGCAAAGGAGUCUGACAAUACUGAAAAUGUAGAUGGUAAUGAUGAUUUGUUUGAUGUUUGGCGAGGUUUUACUAGCCCAGGUAAUGCACAGGGAAGCUUAUCAAACUCAAGGGCACAAACUGGGGCAACAUUGUUGGAUCAUCCAUCAGAAACAAAGUCUGUGGACCUACGGUCCACAAUAGAUUCUGACAAAACUAAAGCCAUAAAUGGUAAUGCUGACCCAUUUGAUGAUUGGCAAGGUCUUAGCAGCUUGGGUGAAACACAGGAGAGUUUGAGUACAAGGGCACAAACUGGGAAUACGUUACAUGCAUAUCCUUCGAGUACUAGGUCAGCAGAUCUACAAGUUAUGGAAUUUGGCAGCUUGUUGCAUUCAUACUCGUUUUCUCAAACACCUGGCAGUCAAAUAGUUUCUGGAGAGGGGAACAAUAUGCAGUUAGAUGUUUCAAUCUCGAACAGGAUGAGUGCAAUGCAUGAGACAUUUGGUGUGGAUUCCCAUUCUAUGGUGCAAGGGACCACUGAUAUUAACAGGAAUUCUACUGCUGCUUUAACUCCAGAAUCUGCCAGUUUAAAAGUUGAAACGCUGUUAUCUCAGAUGCAUGACCUCUCCUUCAUGCUUAAGGACAACCUUUCAAUUCCCGAGAAGACUGAGAGAUCUGAGUCCAAUUCCUGAUCUCAAAUUCGGUUCCUGUUAAGGUGUACUGUAAUUUUGAUGGCCUGAUAUGUAACAAAAGCCUAUCUUGUCAAGUGUUCUAGUGAGUAAAAAUUCUGAGAAGAUUGCAAUUAAAAUGAAAGAAAUUGCUGCAUUUUUGUCAUAGCUCCAAGCACACACACAGCUCAAAUCAGUGUGCUUGCCUGUUUGGAUGCUUACGCACCGCGUGGGACCUGGCCUUGAUUACCUUCUAUCAUCGACAUUUUUGAUGGGUUGGAAAGCCUCAGCUUGGUGGUCUCGAUCACACUGUAGCUGACGUUGAAACUUUUCAUGGGAUCCAGGUCAGGGGACAGGAAUAUUUGCUUGUCGUAACAAGAUGCACUGCCUGAUGGAGCUAUGCACUGUCCUGUGUGUUUGACGGGCAAUGGCUGCGGCAUCCACAGGCAGACCUCUGAUCAUGAUAUUCUUUGAAUUAGCAAACAUCCUUUAUAUUAGGUUUUCUCCGGAUAAUUUGCUAGCAGGUGAUUUAUUCACGAACCUUUUAAUCAUUAUUCGUAUAUGAUUUGUU
Molecule: messenger RNA, 3028 nt
Organism: Elaeis guineensis (African oil palm)
Lineage: Eukaryota; Viridiplantae; Streptophyta; Magnoliopsida; Arecales; Arecaceae
Source: RefSeq, a predicted model, not a curated record